Vidua chalybeata is the source of this 1960-nucleotide messenger RNA. Its product is annotated as olfactory receptor 14C36-like. Gene Ontology annotation, molecular function: G protein-coupled receptor activity; olfactory receptor activity. The transcript has a single exon. The record is from RefSeq and is a predicted model, not a curated record. Gene Ontology annotation, cellular component: membrane. The coding region runs from base 279 to 1481 and encodes 400 amino acids. NCBI's taxonomy places the organism in Eukaryota, Metazoa, Chordata, Aves, Passeriformes, Viduidae. Gene Ontology annotation, biological process: G protein-coupled receptor signaling pathway.
UUAUUUAAUCCAAGGCACGUUGGAAGUGGAAUCACCCUGAAGUAGAGGAAGGUGAAAUGAGCAAAGGGCAUCUGUGUGGGACCAGCAGGUCUCACUGCACUGGGGCACAGGGAGCCCUGUUUUCCCUCUGGGCUCCCCAGGAUUCAGGCUGAGAGCAGUGUCGAAGAUGAGGCAGCAGCACAAACCUGAGCUCAAAGAAAAAAGGCUGAGCAAAGUUCAGCCAAAAAAGAGAAGUUUUUUUGAGGGGAUUCCCAAUAAAAAAGCCUAGGAAUGACACAAUGAAAUCUUUCCCGGCUUGUCAAUAUCUUCUUUCAAUAGUCCAUGACUCCCAGAGUGAAGAAAUGUCCAACAGCAGCUCCAUCAGCCACUUCCUCCUGCUGGCACUGGCAGAGACGCGGCAGCUGCAGCUCCUGCACUUCUGCCUCUUGCUGGGCAUCUCCCUGGCUGCCCUCCUGGGCAACGGCCUCAUCAUCAGCGCCGGAGCCUGCGGCCACCACCUGCACACGCCCAUGUUCUUCUUCCUGCUCAACCUGGCCCUCAGCCACCUGGGCUCCAUCUGCACCACUGUCCCCAAAGCCAUGCACAAUUCCCUCUGGGACACCAGCACCAUCUCCUACUCAGGAUGUGCUGCACAGGUAUUUUUCUUUGCCUUUUUCAUUGCAUCAGAAUUUGCAUUUCUCACCAUCAUGUGCUACGACCGCUACGUGUCCAUCUGCAAACCCCUGCACUACGGGACCCUUCUGGGCAGCAGAGCUUGUGCCCACAUGGCAGCAGCUGCCUGGGCCAGUGCCUUUCUCAAUGCUCUGCUGCACACAGCCAACACAUUUUCCCUGCCUCUGUGCCAUGGCAAUGCCCUGGGCCAGUUCUUCUGUGAAAUCCCACACAUCCUCAAGCUCUCCUGCUCACACUCUAGCUUAAGGGAAUUUGGGCUUCUUGUAGUCACUUUCUUUUUUGGCUUUGGCUGUUUGGCGUUCAUGGUUUUCUCCUAUGUGCAGAUCUUCAGGGCUGUGCUGAGGAUCCCCUUUGAGCAGGGGCGGCACAAAGCCUUUUCCACCUGCCUCCCUCACCUGGCCGUCGUCUCCCUGUUUAUCAGCACUGACACAUUUGCCUACCUGAAGCCCCCCUCCAUCUCCUCCCCAUCCCUGGAUCUGGCCCUGUCAGUUCUGUACUCGGUGGUGCCUCCCGCCCUGAACCCCCUCAUCUACAGCCUGAGGAACCAGGAGCUCAAGAAAUCUCUCAGGAAAGCUGUGACUGGAUGCUUUUCAGACUUUUCACUGUCCCAUAACAGCCCUCACAGUGCUUUGCAUUGGGAGCCAGAAAGGAGCCGGAAACACACCCCUGGUUUGGCUCCUGCUGUGUCUCAGCAUUCUCCCUCCAUCAAGGGGCUGCGAGUGGGUCAGAUCCUGGCAAGGGACACCAGGCCAGCGACCCAAAUUAACCAAAUGGAUAUUCCAGGCUGUAUGGCAUUAGUUCUGGUGUAAAAGCUAAGGAAGGAGGAGGAAUAGGGGGCAUUUCCUAUCUACAGUGUUUGCCUUCCUGAUCAACCACUCUGCCUGCUGAAGUUCUGCUUCCUGGGAAGUGGCUGAACAUCACUUGCUGACGGGAAGGAGAGAAUAAAAUUAUUGGGUUUUUUCUCAUUGCUGGUGCAUGUAAAAACUUCCUCUUUUGCUACAGAAAACUGCCUUACCUCAAUCUACGAUUUCUUUCCCAUAUUAUUUUCUCUCCCCUGCCCAGCCAAAGAGGGGAGUGCUAGCACGGCUUGGUAGGCACGUGGACUCCAGUGGAGGUAACCCACCAGAAGAAGCCACAGAAUGCCUGCUUUCCUCUGACAGCAACUUUCAGUGUAUGUCAUGAGAGGCCAAAUCUGCCCUUAUGUAGAUUUUAAUUUUUUUUCUGCUUUUGAUUCUGUUAUAUUAGAAGAAAUGCUAUUAUUUACACUCUUAAUCUCAAUUAUCCCUCC